Athalia rosae (coleseed sawfly) is the source of this 2857-nucleotide messenger RNA. RefSeq names its product glycogen [starch] synthase (gene GlyS). NCBI's taxonomy places the organism in Eukaryota, Metazoa, Arthropoda, Insecta, Hymenoptera, Athaliidae. The transcript is spliced from 12 exons. Gene Ontology annotation, cellular component: cytoplasm. Gene Ontology annotation, biological process: glycogen biosynthetic process. The coding region runs from base 158 to 2239 and encodes 693 amino acids. Gene Ontology annotation, molecular function: alpha-1,4-glucan glucosyltransferase (UDP-glucose donor) activity. The record is from RefSeq and is a predicted model, not a curated record.
CACUGUGGUAAUACUGUGCUAUUUCAAACGGAAUUGAAUCGUGGUAGUGCAUGACCUUCAUUUGAACCUGACAGCAGCAUCUUGUUCUCGUCCGCUAGCUUCCCAAAUAUCGAAGGAUAUUCACAUAAAAUCAUCAACAAAUAGCUAUUUUAUCAAGAUGUCUCGAGAUCGUGCCUCGAGGAGGUUUUAUCGUGUGGACAGUGGCCAUGACCUAUUGGAUUUUAUGGACCGAGGUCAUUCUGCACAACAUGAAAACCGUUGGACUUUUGAGGUCGCUUGGGAGGCUGCCAACAAGGUGGGUGGAAUAUACACCGUAAUUAGAUCAAAAGCUUAUGUAUCCACGGAAGAGAUGGGAGAUCAGUAUUGUUUGAUCGGACCAUACAAAGAAGCCUGUGCUAGGACAGAGGUGGAAGAAGCCGACUUUCCAACUCACAGUCCUCUCAACAAAGCUGUCCAAAUCUUACGUGAUCAAGGUUUCAAAGUUGUCACAGGAACAUGGCUGGUAGAUGGAAAUCCACAAAUAGUUUUAUUUGAUAUUGGAAGUGCUGCAUGGAAAUUGGAUGAGUACAAACAGGAGAUGUGGAAUACCUGUCACCUGGGCAUACCUCACUUGGACAUAGAAGCUAAUGAUGCUGUCAUAUUAGGAUAUCUUGUUUGUCAAUUUAUAUCAGAGUUCAGGAAAGCAGCUGAGGAAUAUUCAUCUGUUCAACCACGAAUUGUAGUUCACUGCCAUGAAUGGCAAGCCGGAGUUGGGCUAAUUGCUUUGAGAACCAGACAUAUUGAUGUCGCUACAGUCUUUACUACGCAUGCUACUCUUCUUGGACGAUAUCUAUGUGCCGGAAAGACGGAUUUUUAUAAUAACUUAGAUAAGUUCAGUGUUGAUGAAGAAGCUGGUAAACGUCAAAUAUAUCACAGAUAUUGUAUGGAACGUGCGGCAUCGCACCUGGCACAUGUAUUUACUACUGUAUCAGAUAUCACAGGUUUUGAGGCUGAACAUCUACUCAAAAGAAAACCCGAUAUUAUUACUCCGAAUGGUUUGAAUGUUAAAAAGUUCUCAGCAUUGCACGAAUUCCAGAAUUUACAUGCCAUAAGCAAAGAAAAGAUUAAUGAGUUUGUCAGAGGUCACUUUUAUGGCCAUUAUGACUUCGACCUAGAUAAGACUUUAUACUUUUUCAUCGCUGGCCGUUACGAAUUUGGAAAUAAAGGAGCUGAUAUUUUCAUUGAAGCAUUAGCAAGACUGAACCACUACCUCAAAUCGUCUAGGCCGGAUGUCACUGUUGUUGCAUUCCUUAUUUUUCCCGCAAGAACUAACAACUUCAAUGUAGAAUCACUGCGCGGGCACGCAGUUACAAAAUCUUUGCGAGAUACAAUUAAUGACAUACAACAAAAGAUCGGAAAACGUAUGUACGAAUUAUGUUUGUCAGGACGUAUGCCGGAAAGUCAAGACCUUUUGGAAAAAGAAGAUACUGUAAAGAUAAAAAGGUGCUUGUACGCUUUGCAAAGGGAUGGAUUGCCUCCUGUUACUACUCACAAUAUUAUAGAUGAUUGGAACGAUCCAGUGUUGACUUCUAUAAGAAGAUGUAAUUUAUUCAACACAGUCAAUGACCGUGUUAAGAUCGUUUUCCAUCCAGAAUUCUUGUCUUCCACAAACCCACUUUUUGGCUUGGACUACGAAGAGUUUGUGAGAGGAUGUCAUCUUGGAGUAUUUCCCUCAUAUUACGAACCUUGGGGUUACACACCUGCCGAGUGUACAGUUAUGGGUAUACCAAGUAUCACCACAAAUUUAUCUGGGUUUGGAUGCUUCAUGCAAGAACACAUCGCUGAUCCAAUGAGCUAUGGCAUCUACGUGGUGGAUAGACGAUUUAUUGGACUUGAAAAUAGUGUGCAGCAACUUGCGCAAUACAUGUUUGAUUUUGCAAGACUCAACCGCAGACAGCGUAUCAUUCAAAGAAAUCGAACCGAACGUCUCAGUGAUCUCCUAGAUUGGAGAAAUCUUGGCAUUUACUAUCGACAAGCAAGAAUAAAGGCGUUGUGCACUCUUUACCCGGAACUUGAGAACGAACUUGGAGAGGGUGGCGUGAGCCGAUUCAAUUAUCCUCGACCAAUCAGUGAGCCUCCAUCUCCAUCUUCUUCUCGACAUACAACUCCUGCAGCAUCCGUUCAUGGCUCUGAUGACGAGGAAGAUGAAGUUGAUGAUGAAAAGGAGCUCGAAGAGUUACGGCAAGCAAAUGGUAGAUAAUUGGUGAAUGGCGGAAUCUAUUACCGUUUUAAGUAGCUCGAUUGAAGGAAGCAAAAAACAGCACGAUAUUGGCAUGUCGUGGUAAGUUUUAGUCAACGUGAACCGUUUAACUCAUGUCUAAUCUCGAAUGAUUAUAUUUUGCUGUAGGCUUACUCAUAAUUCUACCAUUGUUCCUACUCGAGGCUCUCAUUUUUCUCUAGCCUUGUAUUUUCUAAUGUUAUAUUACGCUCAAUGAUAGUGUUAUUACCAAAUAUGCACUAUGUAUCUACUUAUAUCGACGAACAUAGGUCAGUUCCUUUUCUUCUUAAAAUCUAUUUUUGAACUAACCAGAAAUCUACUCAAUACAUUUAAAUUCAUACAUUGCAGCCUACUCUUUCUAUCAUGCGUCGCAAGAGAAAUACAUUUUCAUGUUUAUCGUAUUCAGGUAUUCGUAUGCAUAUGUCAUAUUUUGUUUUUACAAUAUCAGGAUUGUAAAUUAUACCUCCUAAUUGGUUAGGCAAAUUAUCAUUAUUAGUCAUUAGUAAAAAAAUACGGAAUAAUCUUUUAAUAUAAUACCACAAGUGUAAUGAUUGAUUUAAAUAAACUUCUCGCGAACAAUGAGUAGUGACCAGCUGAAAA